GCGCGCCGCCCAAUCUACUGCAGUGUGUUGGCUUUCUCGCGGAGGAGGGAUAUACGCAAACGCCCUCGGUUCUUGGCAGCCGUUUCGGCUUCUCUAGCCCUGGAUACUUCGGCGUCUCGCCUCCCUUCUUCUUUUCAACUUCUCAUCCGGCGGCAGGGAAGCGCGCCGCCCCCCCCCCCGAGGCGCGGGAAGCGGUGGGACUACAUUGUCGAAAGGAGAUCCGGUUCUGGAUAGCGCUUUCCUCCGCGCGCGCCCCGACCGCCAUUUCGCAAGUUGCCGCUGCCGCUGACGGACGGGGAGCUGAGUCGCUGGAGCCAUGGCAGCCUCCGUGGGCAACGUUGCCGACAGCACAGAACCAACAAAACGUCUGCUUUCCUUCCAAGGGCUGGCAGAGUUGGCUCACCGGGAGUACCAGGCAGGAGACUUUGAAGCGGCUGAGAGGCACUGCAUGCAACUGUGGAGACAGGAGCCCGACAACACCGGCGUCCUGUUGCUGCUCUCAUCCAUUCACUUCCAAUGUCGCAGGCUGGACAGGUCUGCUCACUUCAGCACUUUGGCAAUCAAGCAGAAUCCGCUGCUGGCCGAAGCCUACUCAAAUCUGGGGAACGUGUACAAGGAACGGGGCCAACUGCAGGAGGCGAUCGAGCACUAUCGGCAUGCCCUGCGCCUCAAGCCGGACUUCAUUGACGGAUACAUCAACCUCGCCGCUGCUUUAGUUGCCGCAGGCGACAUGGAAGGAGCGGUGCAGGCCUAUGUCUCUGCCCUGCAGUACAACCCUGACUUGUACUGCGUGCGUAGUGACCUGGGGAAUCUGCUCAAAGCCCUGGGUCGCUUGGAAGAAGCCAAGGCCUGCUACCUGAAAGCCAUCGAGACCCAACCCAACUUUGCUGUGGCGUGGAGUAACCUCGGCUGUGUGUUCAAUGCGCAAGGGGAAAUCUGGCUGGCAAUUCAUCACUUUGAGAAGGUAACGACCCUGGACCCCAACUUCCUGGAUGCUUACAUUCAAUCUGGGGAACGUCUUGAAGGACGGCGGCGUAUAUUUGACAGAGCCGUUGCAGCCUACCUACGGGCCCUGAGCCUGAGUCCCAACCACGCUGUUGUCCACGGCAACCUGGCAUGUGUGUAUUACGAACAGGGGCUGAUCGAUCUGGCAAUCGAUACCUACAAGAGGGCCAUUGAGCUCCAGCCCCACUUCCCCGACGCCUACUGCAACCUGGCCAACGCGCUGAAAGAGAAAGGCAGCGUUGCCGAAGCCGAGGAAUGCUACAAUACAGCUCUCCGUUUAUGUCCGACUCACGCGGAUUCUCUUAAUAACCUGGCGAACAUCAAGCGAGAACAAGGGAAUAUUGAGGAGGCUGUCCGCCUCUACCGGAAAGCUCUUGAGGUCUUCCCGGAGUUUGCAGCUGCGCAUUCGAAUUUAGCCAGUGUUUUGCAACAGCAGGGGAAGCUCCAGGAGGCCCUCAUGCACUACAAGGAGGCCAUCAGAAUAAGCCCCACUUUUGCAGACGCCUAUUCCAACAUGGGGAACACCUUGAAGGAAAUGCAAGACGUCCAAGGAGCUCUGCAGUGCUACACAAGAGCAAUCCAAAUAAAUCCUGCGUUUGCCGAUGCCCACAGCAACCUCGCUUCCAUCCAUAAGGAUUCUGGAAACAUCCCAGAGGCAAUUGCUUCGUAUCGCACCGCCUUGAAACUGAAGCCGGACUUUCCUGACGCUUACUGCAACCUGGCGCACUGUUUGCAGAUCGUCUGUGAUUGGACCGAUUACGACGAGAGAAUGAAGAAGCUUGUCAGUAUUGUGGCUGACCAGCUGGAGAAGAACCGGCUCCCUUCGGUGCACCCCCAUCACAGCAUGCUGUAUCCGCUGUCUCACGGCUUCCGAAAGGCUAUUGCCGAGAGACAUGGGAACCUUUGCCUGGACAAGAUCAACGUGCUCCACAAGCCGCCUUACGAGCACCCCAAGGACCUGAAAGGCAGUGAGGGCCGGCUCCGCGUUGGCUACGUGAGCUCUGACUUUGGGAACCACCCCACCUCCCAUCUUAUGCAGUCAAUCCCAGGCAUGCACAAUUCGGACAAAUUUGAGGUCUUCUGCUAUGCCCUCAGCCCCGACGACGGCACAAACUUCCGGGUCAAGGUGAUGGCUGAAGCAAAUCACUUUAUUGACUUAUCUCAGGUCCCGUGCAAUGGCAAGGCGGCUGACCGCAUUCACCAAGACGGCAUACAUAUCCUGAUCAACAUGAAUGGCUACACCAAAGGAGCCCGCAACGAGCUGUUUGCUCUCCGGCCAGCACCGAUCCAGGCAAUGUGGCUGGGCUACCCGGGAACCAGCGGGGCCUUAUUCAUGGAUUACAUUAUCACUGACCAGGAAACAUCCCCGGUGGAAGUGGCGGAGCAAUAUUCAGAAAAACUGGCUUACAUGCCCAAUACCUUCUUCAUUGGUGAUCACGCCAAUAUGUUCCCGCACCUGAAGAAAAAAGCCGUCAUUGACUUCAAAUCAAAUGGUCAUAUCUACGACAACCGGAUUGUUUUGAACGGUGUCGACCUGAAGGCAUUCCUUGACAGCCUGCCUGACGUGAAAAUAGUGAAGAUGAAAUGUCCGGACGGCGGGGAUGAUGGCGCCGCUGGGCUCAGCAUGCCAGUCAUUCCCAUGAACACCAUUGCUGAAGCCGUGAUUGACAUGAUCAAUCGUGGGCAGAUUCAGAUCACCAUCAACGGAUUCAACAUCAGCAACGGGCUGGCAACGACUCAGAUCAACAACAAGGCGGCGACGGGUGAGGAGGUGCCACGCACCAUCAUCGUCACCACCCGCUCCCAGUACGGGCUGCCGGAGGACUCUGUCGUCUACUGCAACUUCAACCAGCUUUACAAGAUUGACCCAGCCACCCUGCAGAUGUGGGCCAAUAUUCUGAAACGUGUCCCAAACAGCGUCCUGUGGCUGCUGCGUUUCCCAGCUGUGGGGGAACCAAACAUCCAGCAGUAUGCACAGAACAUGGGCCUCCCCCAGAACCGGAUCAUCUUCUCUCCGGUCGCCCCCAAAGAGGAGCAUGUGAGGAGGGGGCAGCUGGCCGACGUCUGCCUGGACACCCCCCUUUGCAAUGGCCACACCACCGGGAUGGAUGUCCUCUGGGCUGGAACCCCCAUGGUGACCAUGCCAGGGGAAACCCUCGCCUCACGCGUCGCUGCCUCCCAGCUCACUUGCCUCGGGUGCCCCGAGCUCAUCGCGAAGAGUCGACAGGAAUACGAAGACGUCGCCGUGAAACUGGGGACCGAUCCAGAAUACCUGAAGAAGAUCCGCGGCAAGGUGUGGAAGCAGAGGAUAUCCAGCCCCCUCUUCAACACCAAGCAGUACACCCUGGAACUGGAGCGGCUCUACCUCCUGAUGUGGGACCACUUCUCCGCCGGCCACAAACCAGACCACAUCCUCAAGCCCGCCGAGACUGGGGAAUCAGCCUAAAGAUCCGGAGCCACGGAAUAUAAAUCCUUCAGGAUAUGUCCCUCCUUCCGGAGCAGAGGGAAGCGGGAGCCAAGGAUGUGAUUUGGGUGGCAACCGGUGACUCUAGUUCUUGCAUGACGGGGAGGCCAGCAAUUUUCGACCCCCUGAAAAAACCCUCUUUUCUGGAUCUUCUUGCCGCGGGGAGGCGUGAACAGAUGGUCAGUUGAUUCGGAUUUCCCAUGAACAAGUCUCUUUUCUCCCCCCCCCUCCCUUCCUACACAAAUCUGGAGCUUUUAAAGAUAACAUUGUUAAGAAUUCCUCUUGGUCCGUCAGUGGCUCUCUUUUAACAGCAUUUUAAGUCCGCAUCCUUCUUCCAAGGUUGAUGGAAGGGAUAAACGCGCCGCAGCUUUUACGGGUUUUAUAAACCACUCAAACCAACAUCCGCUUUCUUAAUCUUGGACUUCUCUCUGGGGCUACUGUUGUUUGUUUUUUGCUUCAAUUUAUGCCGGGUCGACUGUGCAGAAAAAGCAAGCACAAUUUAAGACCUAAAGUUUUGUUUCUUUCAGCUUCAAUUCACGCCGGGUCGAUUGCACGGAAAAAGCAAAUGCAAUUUAAGUUUUGGCUUUUUCAGCUGCAAUUCACACCGGGUUGACUGCGCCAAAAAAAUGCGUAAAGUGGGGGGGAGGAUAGCAACCCGGUGCCAAACCGCGCAUCCUUCCAGGGAGGCAUCAAAUUAUGUACAGGGGCGCAGGCCUGCACACCGCCAUCAAGGCUGAAAACUGAAUAGAAGAGCGUUGGUUUUUGCCCAGGUUGGCGUAUUCGGACGUGCGCUUCUCAGUUGAUGGAACAAUUAUGUGCUGGGCCGCCGGCGCUUUGACUUUGUCAAAUGCAGCUCUUCCAGGUAAGUAUGGGUUUCCGCCUGACUUCGGCAAGCUUUUUGGAAAUACCACGGUCGAGCGCAAACCUCCUUUUUCACAUCCAAAGUAUCGUUGACCAGCUUUUAGCCCACAAAAUGAUUGAUUUGAGGGCAAAGCUUGUAUCUGAUGGGUUGUUUUCCAAAUUGCUUCCCUGCCCAACGCCAAAAAGAUUAAGAGUGGUGCAUUUUCCGUGCUCGCGGUGGUGCUGCACAUGGAUCCGUGCCAAUAAUUUAUAUCUGUGGCCGGCCUCACGCGCCUUUCGUUGUAUUCCGAAUUUGAUCCUCAGGUACGGCGCCCUGAGCUGUGCUUAAACCUUUGCAGUUCCCUUUGUUUGGGCUUAAUAUGGGCUGGAUUAUAUCGAUUAUUUAUAUAUAGAUAUCAGCAAGAAGCAUUUAGUCACCCGAGCCCUGGGGUCAACCCUUAAAUCUUUGCAGCGUCAGUUGCCUUCGUUUGGGCUUAGUAUGGGCUGGAUUGUAUCGAUGAUCUAUAUAUAGAUAAUAUCAGCAAGAAGCAUUUGUCCCGGGCCCUGAGGUUAAAUCUUCAAUCUUUGCAGCACCAGUUCCCUUCAUUUGGGCUUAUUAUGGGCUGGGUUAUAUCGAUUCUCUAGAUAUAGAUAAUAAUAUUGAUGAGAAGCAUUUAGUUGCCCCCGUGCCCGGCGCUUUCUUUUUAUGGCGAAGAAUUCUGAAUUUUGCCGCCGGUGGAGAAAGGCUACACAUCUACUUGGGAGUAAACUAGGGAGUUGAGCUUUCGCUUUCCGCCAGAAGAAGAUGUCCUGAAAAGGUUAACCACUGUGUGUAGUUUUUAAAAAGGCGAGGGAAGAAGGGGUCUUUCCUCCCGUUGUGUUUCUUUCUGCUUGCUCACUGUAACGGCUUCUAUUUCCAGAUAAGUGUCGGACAAAUAAAAAUGAAAAUCACUGAC
Messenger RNA from Podarcis muralis (Common wall lizard), 5265 nucleotides. The record is from RefSeq and is a predicted model, not a curated record. NCBI's taxonomy places the organism in Eukaryota, Metazoa, Chordata, Lepidosauria, Squamata, Lacertidae.